Pongo pygmaeus (Bornean orangutan) is the source of this 544-nucleotide messenger RNA. Its product is annotated as small ribosomal subunit protein uS5-like. Gene Ontology annotation, cellular component: cytosolic small ribosomal subunit; ribosome. The transcript has a single exon. Gene Ontology annotation, biological process: translation. Gene Ontology annotation, molecular function: RNA binding; structural constituent of ribosome. The record is from RefSeq and is a predicted model, not a curated record. Lineage: Eukaryota; Metazoa; Chordata; Mammalia; Primates; Hominidae. The coding region runs from base 110 to 526 and encodes 138 amino acids.
AUUUGUUGCCUUCAGGGACUAGAACGGCCACAUCUAGUGUGGGUGUUAAGUGUUCCAAGGAGAUGCCAUCCGAGGGGCCAUCAUCCUGGCCAAGCUUUCCAUUGUUCCCAUGCACAGAGGUUACUGGGGUAACAAGAUUGGCAAGCCCCACACCAUCCCUUGCAAGGUGACAGGCCACUGCAGCUCUGUGCUGGUGCGCCUCAUCCCUGCGCCCAGGGGCACUGGUGUCAUCUCAGCCCCGGUACCCAAGAAGCUGCUGCUGAUGGCUGGUAUUGAUGAUUGCUACACCUCAGCCAGGAGCUGCACUGCCACCCUGGGCAACUUUGGCAAGACCACCUUUGAUUCCAUCUCUAAGACCUACAGCUGCCUGACCCCCGACCUCUGGAAGAAGACUGUGUUCACCAAGUCUCCCUAUGAGGAAUUCACUGACCACCUCGUCAAGACCCACACCAGAGUCUCCACACAAAGGACCCAGGCUGCAGCUGUGGCUGCAACAUGGGGGUUUUAUACAAGAAAAAUAAAGUGAAUUAUGCCUGUUAAGAAA